ACAGAUCAAAGCAGGCAAAGUUUUGUAUGCCUUUAAAGAAAUGUUUUUAAAUGGUAUCCUGGCAAAUUUACUCGGAAUAUGCAUCACCAAAAAGUGUUGCUUACGAUUUUUCUAUUGCUGGAAUUGUUUUCGAGAUUCGAUUGCAUUCACUAUGAUAAGCACUCCAUGGCCAGUUUGUAUGCGGAUGGGGGAAGCAAAUGUGCCGAUGAGGGUGAUGACAAGAAAAAAACUUGCAGCGAGGCUAGAACGCUGGGCAAGGGCGAUCCCAAGUCGAAGGCGUCGAAUAUUGCUCAGAAGGCGGCCCAAGAGGCGAAAGCCGCUUCUGACGCACAGAUGGCGGCCGCCGAAGCAGCCGCCACCCAGGUUAAAACAGAACUCGCGGAGAGAGCAGCCCAAUCGGCAAGGGCUGCAGAAGCCGCAUUGGCCGGCAAACAGCAAAUUGUUGAGCAACUGCAGCAAGAAGCCACCGAGGCGGAUGCGGUUGUUGUUGAGGUCACUGCCUCGUUGCAAAACACUCAGAGCAAUGCGAAUGCAGCCACAGCGGCGGCCACCGAGGCACAAAAUCAACUCACUCAGCUAAAGCGUCUGGUCAGUGCAGCAACUGCGAAUUUAGCCAACAUUGAGAAUGUGGCCAAUGGGGCACAAAAUGAGUUGGCCGAGAAAACACAAUUGUUGGAGGCGGCGAAGAAUCGUGUAGACCAUCUGAAUCGUCAGUUAACUGAUGCCAAACAGGACUUUGAGAGAACAAAAACGGCUGCCUAUAAAGCAGCUUGUGCUGCAGUGGAGGCCAAGCAAAAGGCACAAAGGAAUCGUCGAAUGGCAGGUCGCAAACGUAGCUUGCAUCGAAAACCCGCUAAAUACAUGAAAACAGAAAAGGGUUGAGUUGCCCUUAAUGAUUAUUUAUAUUUUUGUACAUUUACUUUAUAAUUGGAUUUAUA
Molecule: messenger RNA, 938 nt
Organism: Drosophila willistoni
Lineage: Eukaryota; Metazoa; Arthropoda; Insecta; Diptera; Drosophilidae
Product: tol-Pal system protein TolA-like
Exons: 1
Coding region: 79-882 (267 amino acids)
Source: RefSeq, a predicted model, not a curated record